Molecule: messenger RNA, 3916 nt
Organism: Chlamydomonas reinhardtii
Lineage: Eukaryota; Viridiplantae; Chlorophyta; Chlorophyceae; Chlamydomonadales; Chlamydomonadaceae
Exons: 10
Coding region: 327-3005 (892 amino acids)
Source: RefSeq, a predicted model, not a curated record
CAGACAGCUGCGUGUCGGGGGGCGCAGCUGGCCGGGCCUUCGUCCGACAGGGGCGUCUGCAUGACUGCUAACCCCGCGCGCUUCGACUGCGGCCCAUAUAAAGCUUAGAGUAUUAUACAAGUUAUUUAUUCCUCGCAGAUGUAUAUAAGCGAAACCACAAUCGAAACCAAUCGAUCGCACACCCCUAUCACACUCGAUCCUAGUUUCCUUCGCAUACACGACCUGCUCGACGCUAAUUGCUCUACUGAUAGAGCGUAUUCAAGCGACUAGAAUCCCAUCACCUAGCGACAUUAGUGCUCAGCGCUGCACAUACAAGCUAAGGCGCCAUGCUUUACAAAGGCCUUCUAGCGUCAGUGCUUAGCACACUGCUAAUCACGUCGCUCGCGCAAACUCCUCCGCCUUACGGGUCGAGCUCUCCGCCACCCACGUAUGGCUCUACGCCACCUUCGAGCCCCGCGCCCCUAUAUGGCUCCACACCGCCUCCCUCUCCUGCGCCCUCGCCAAGCCCUCUGCCGUCAUCUGCGUCACCAAGCCCCCAACCGUCACCCUCAGCUUCCCCAGCUGUCGUGACCCCCACCCGCAGCUUUGCCGGCUCGGCUCAUUUCCUCGGCCCCGCAUCCGGAUGCGAGGGCACAUCCAUGGAUGGAUUUGGCUCUGCUGCCCUGAGCACCACCACCGCCGCCGGCGCCUUCAGUGGGACCGCCAACCCGGCUGCCCUGCAGGUCUUCGCCACGCUGAACGCCGGCACCUCCUCCACCUGCGUUGAUGCCUUCACCGGCCUGCCGCUGCCCUUUGCGCUGUUCGGCGUCCUGAAUGCCGCCGCCUCCGGCGCCUCGCCUGUCAUGCCCAUGACGCCUGUGACCCGCCUCCUCGAGAACUCCCCGGCCGCCAUGUCCGCCGCCGACCCCCUCACGGCCGCGUACGCGAUGGUGGGCGUGGCGGGCGCCCUGCCCACCGGCUCCCUCGCCGCCCUCUCCAGCGCAUCCCGCGCUGUACGGCUCAUCGGCGUGCGCAUGCUGUUCGCCGACGCCGCGCUCUCCUCCGCCGUCGUCUCUGCCACCGCCGCGCUGGCCGCGAUGUCAUCAGCCGGCACGCUGCCCAAGUGCGCGGCCGCCGAUGCGCGCGCCGCCGCCGUGUACGCCGCUAUGGGCUCCCUCGCCUCCACCUCCAGCACCACCUCUUUCGACCUCUCCGCCGCUGGCCUGGUCUCCAAGCUGGUUAUCUCUGCCGCCUCCCGCUCCUGCGAGGCCACCUCCGCCACACUCGCCUCCGCCGACGUUGCCGCCCUGGCGCAGCAGGCUGACGCCCUUCACCAGGCCGCAGUCGCGUCCCUGUCGCUCACGACGCCGCUCGGGGCCGCCGCCGGCGGCGCCGCGAUCGACCUGGCUUCUGUCAUGCCGCUGACGGCUCUGGAGGCCGCGGCCCGCGCGCUGUACGUGGUGCAGGCCAAGGGCACUGCCGCCGUUGCGGCUGUCGCUUCUGGCAACGCCCAGGCCGUGGCGCAGCUUGUUGCAGGCUUCGCCACCGAGCUCGCCGCCGCGCCGGUCAACGCCGCCGCCAUGGCUGCCGCCAUCACCGCCGUGCCCGCGCAGCCUGCGCCUGCCGCCCUGCGCCUGGCUGCCCGCGCCGCCGGCCCCCUGACUGGCUGCGCCGCCACCGUCCGCGACCUGUACCUGCGCCAGACCCAGACCGCCACCACCGACGACAAGGGCGCCGCCACCACCACCCUGCCCGUUAGCGGCGUGCUGGUGUCCCUGCCCGCCGGCUGCCGCGACGCCGCUCUGUCUACUUCCACACGCACCUCCGUGUCCACCUUUGCGCUGUCGGUGCUGCUGCCGCCUGGCAUCGAGUCGGCGGCCCUCAACCCCGCCGCGGCGCUCGCCACCGCCCUGUUCCUGUACAAGGCCGGCGCCUCCGACACCUUUCCCUCCCGCGCCAUCGCCCCCAGUGACUUCGCGCUCAUCUACAGCGCCUUCAAGCUCGGCCUUGCGGGUGCCGCAGACGAGCUGCCGGCCAGCGCGGACUUCGUGCGCCAGAACUUUGGCAACGCCAGCGCCGCCGCGGCUGUGCUGGGCACGCGUGCCUACCUGCUGAACCUGCGCCUGAGCGCUAUGGCGGGACCCACCUCGGCCUUCCUGGCGGGCCUGACGGGGGGCCAGGUGGAUGCGGCGGCUGCGCAGAUGAUGGCGGCCUUUGCCCGCGACCUGGCGGCCGGCAACUUCACCGUCACCAGCUCCGCCUCCACCUCUGCUGACGGCUCCACCUCUGACGACACGAGCACCUACCUGGCAAAUGCCAUGAUGCAAGUGUACCAGAAGCACCAGGAGCAGCACUCCAGCCGCCGCCAGCUGCUGCAGAGCGCCACCCUGACCACUGACCAGCUGACGGCGCUGAUGGCCUCGGCCGCCCAGGUAGUGGCCGCCUCCACCGCCCUGCUCACCCAGCUGGACAAGCAGGUGGCGUCCGCCGCCGCCGCCGGCUCGCCGCUGGACGCCGCUGUCGUGUUCCGCCAGGCCGCGCAGGUGGCGUCCGUGCAGCAGACCGCGCUAACCGCCGCGCUGGUGCAGCUGGCGGCCGCCGCGGCCUCGGGCAACGCCUCCGAGGUGGCGGCGCUCAGCAACAAGAUGGCCUCCGACUUCACCGGCACUGCCCUGUCCGCUGCGGUGCAGAGCGCCGCUGUGAGCCAGGCCGCGCUCACCGACAUGCUCGCCUCGAGCGGCAUCAGCACGCAGCCGUCGGCGCCGGCAGCGAGCUCGAGCGGCAGCAGCAGCAACGUGGCCGUGAUCGUUGGCUGCACCGUGGGCAUUGUGGGCGGCGCGGCGGUGAUUGCCGGCGUUGCGGCGUUCAUGAUGCACAGGCGCCGCGCGGCGCAGAAGAUUUCGCACAAGACUGACGGCGGCGUUGAUGUUGCCUACGCGCCGACGGGUGCCGCCGCUGUGGGCGUUGCUACUCCGAUGUCUGCUGCUGGUCCCGCGACAGAUGUGGAGAUGGGGGCAGCUAAAUAGGUCGGCAGUCAUUGUGCGUGGUCACUCUCCCGGGUGCAUAUGUAUCGUCUGACAGAUGCCGUGACUGGUCACCUCUGAUUGCGUAAAUGGAUGAGUUGCACGUGUUCUUGCAGCUGGCAUGUGUGUGUAUGAACUCUAUUGUUUCAUCGGGAACUACCGUGGUGCAGGUUUGCCGCACGGUGCAGGUACGUAGGUGCAUAUGCGCUUCCUCGGACCACCUACAACCUACCUGGUAUGGACACGUGACUCCAGUAUUGCUCAUGACAUGAGCCAAUUCAUGCUGCUGCUUUCGAGUGUUUGGAUCUUGGACACUGGAUAGAUGGUCCUGCGGGCACAUAACGUUUACUUGUGGUGUCACUUGAGAGUGCGAGCAUGAAUAACAUAUGCGCCACCGCUGCAAGUGCGGUGCGUGACGCAAUCAUGUAGAGGAAGUUGACAUUCGCGCUAGCUGCGCUGCCAGCGCUCGCCGAACGGGUGAGCGGCGCGGCAACGUCUGGGUGCUGAGACGUGUGUGCUCGUCCUUACUUGUUUAAAUGUGUGACAACGCGUCUACAUAUGUGUGACUACAUAACACUGCAACACAUGUACACGAGCCAUGAACCCUGGUCUGGGGCAUGGCACAUGGCGUGAAUGGGAGACUGUGAAUGCAAGAGACUGCUACGUGCGUGUGAAACGCGUACAAUAAUAAAGCGCCCAAGCACGUCUAUUUAUCUUAGCUUGAUGCCUUUUACCGUUUGCCUUCAAUGCGGUCAAGACACGACGUACGGGCGCGUACAGUUGGAGCAAGUGCAGUUGCAGGAUAGCACGUGCUUGAUUGCUUCCGAUGGCUGGUGGGUGUCACCAGUGCCGCAGGUUUCUGCUGUGUGUAUGUACGGUAACUGAUUGGUACAAUGGUCGUGCCUGUGUCGUCC